Messenger RNA from Nasonia vitripennis (jewel wasp), 9221 nucleotides. RefSeq names its product centromere-associated protein E. Gene Ontology annotation, molecular function: molecular adaptor activity. The transcript has 30 exons. The record is from RefSeq and is a predicted model, not a curated record. Bases 219 to 8729 code for a protein of 2836 amino acids. NCBI's taxonomy places the organism in Eukaryota, Metazoa, Arthropoda, Insecta, Hymenoptera, Pteromalidae. Gene Ontology annotation, biological process: signal transduction.
UUUUAUACUAUAUACACGCAUAACAUACUGUGCAUCGCGAGUAUCGCGACUGGUGUUUGAUGUAUACUGGUAUAUGGAAUACCAUGUAACGCUCGUAUGUUCAAUUAGACACUGUGCACCACGGCUCUCGAUUUUUUUGAAAAGCCACAGAAUAAAGGAUGAGUGGAGUGUCGUGAUAAGAAGACAAAAAGUGAUACAGAGAAAAGAACUAGAAGAAGAUGGACAACGAGGAGAAGCGGAGGAGUCGCGCCUUGGAGGCUGGCAGGGAAAUGUUGGAGGCUUAUAAAUUAAAACAUUCCAACAGAAGAUUUAGUAAAAGUCUUGAACAGGCUUCAGAUGAGGAAUCUUUCCGCAAUGAAGCAGAAAAUCAAUCUAUUGAUUUGAGAAGUGUCAGCAAUAAUGAAAGUAUAUUAUCAAGAGACAUAACAUACAGUAGUGUAAGCAUGAGUGAAGGUGAAGGUGAUGGCGACUUAGAGGGGUUGGCUGGAAGAGUUACUGAGUUGGAGGAAUUACUUCAAGGAAAAGAAGCUGUAGUGGAAGCUCUACAUGCUGAAAUUGACCACCUCAGAGCUGAUGCAUCUUCUCCAACGUCAUCACACAGUCAAAAUAGUAACAAUCCUUACAAAGACGUCAUAGUAACCUAUCGUGCAAAACUUCAAGAAUUUGAUAGAGCCUUAAAUCAACGAGAUAAUUUAAUUGAAGAUCUUACAACCUCGUUACAACAGGCUUUAGCCUCAAGAGAUGCUUUACUCGCACAAAUAAGUGUAUUAAAUUCAACACAACUAGGAAAUCCUGAUAGGGAAAACAUUUGUGAUGAAAAGAUUUCUGCAUUAGAAAAUGUCUUGAGCAUUCAAAAAGAAUUGGUUACUCAACUUUCUUCCCAACUCGAGCAGGCCGAACAGAAUGUUAAGAGAUUGGAGCAUGAAAAAGAAGUCCAAAAUACAGAAUUGGUUGAUUACAAAGAUCAAAUAGAAAAUUUAAACAAAAAGAUUCAAUCAGGUUCUACAGAAAUUGACAACAGUAUCUCUGAUGCACAGCAAGUACAAAAACAGUAUGAAAAAAUUAAAAAAGAUAUGGAAGCAGUAAUUAAUGGAUUCAAGGCUGAGACUAGUGCUAAUAAUGCUAAGCAUGCAAGUGAAAUAAAGGAGCUUAGUUUGAGGCACGAGGCUGAGCUACAGAAGCUUAGAGACGAGAACCACAAUCUCGAGACUCACCAUGCUAAAGAAAUGUCUGUUUUUCAAACACAAUUGACAAACUAUAAACGCACCAUCGAGUCUCUUAAAUUGGAUCUUGUCACUCGUAAGGAAACCCAUGCUAAGGAUAAAGAGCUGCUUACCGAACAGAUCAAACUUCAUAAAUUACAACUCGACGAGAUGACAACCAAGUACAUUGCAACCACUAGCGUUUUGGAUUCUAAAGAGAGCAUUGAACGAUCAUUGGAACAAGCGCUAAAUGAUGCAGCCACGCUUAGAACGGAAAACGAGUCACUCAAGUUCAAGCUAGAUGAUCUAUCUUCGAGAUACUCGGCCGCUCAGAGCUUGAUUGAAAAUAAUCAAGUGCAUGAAAGAACGUUGAGUAAUAAGAUUUUCACACUCGAAAAAUCUCUAUCGAGGCUGAGUGGCAUUAGUUUUGCAGAGUUAGAUCAAACAGCUUAUCAGACUUUAGAUGAAAUGUCAUUGCAGUAUCAAAUAACCAAGCAGAAAUUAGAGGAAAAAGCAGUAAUGGAAAAAGAGCUCGUUCAGAAAAUCCAAGAUCUCCAAGACCUUGUCUCCAAAACUAGAACUGAGCUCGAAUCCGCAAAUCUUGCCAAAGAAAGCUAUGAAAAGCAAAUCAAAGACAUGAAAAACACUUGUGAUCGCCUUAAAUCCGAAAUGAAUUCUACUCUUGAACAUCAGCAGCAGCGAUUCUCUGCCGACAGUCUUGAAGUAACGCGUAUGCCUAGUUGCGAAUUUGAACAAGAGAUCCUUGAGUUGAAGAAGACCAUUGAAAAACGGGAUGAGGAAACCGCUGAAUACAUCAAAAAGUUGGAAGAACUUGGAGGAAUCAAUCAGAGGCUUGUAGAGGAAAGCCAAAAGUUAAAGAAUGGUUUAGCCACAGCUUACGCUCAAUGCGCUGUUUUCGAGGAGAAAUUGGACCAAACGUUAGGUUUCGGCGAAAGCAAACUUGACGAUACGUCGGCGUUAAUGGAUCAGACUGCUUCUUCGAACGGCUCAACCUUUGAUCUAGAAGAAGUUUUGCAUAAACAGAGUAACUAUAAUAAGGUGCUAUUAAAACUGGACUCCUGUAGAAAACAACUGGAGGAUUUUGAACGUGAAAGGGCACAAAUGCUACAUAAACUUGAGGAACUUACUAAAGAAAAAGAGGAUAUUUUAAAAGAAAAAGAAGAACUAUUGGUUGAUGCAAAGGAAAAAGAAGAACAGCACCGCGAAGAAAUUAAAAUUUUAAAGAUGGAAGCUACGGCAGAGUCUAAGAAAUUCAGACAUUUACUUUCAAACUUUGAAGAAGGCAAUGAAGGAUUAAAGCAACUUAAAAUAGAAAUGGAGGAGAAACACGCCAAGGAGAUGGAAGAGCUCAGAACAUACUUCGAGCAAAAAUGUCUACAAAUGGAAAAACAAUACUCUGAAGAGGUAUUUAGUCAACAAUCAAAAAAGAUGUCCGAUAAUGAUAGUGAAAUCGAAGAAUUAAAUGAAGAUUUGUACGUUGGCAGUGGGCCUGUAGAGUUAAGUGGCGGUGGUGACGCUUUAGGUGUUUUAGAAAAAGAAAUAAAAAGUGAUUCCUUCUCGGAUUUUAAGGAUAAGAAGCAAAAUAAUGUCUCAGAAGAAAAAAUAGCGCAAAUAGCUGCUGAGUAUGAAGAAAAGUUAGAAAAUCUAAGAAAACAAUUACAAGAGGUGAAAGAAAAGUCUGGGCGUACAAUUUUAUUAAAAGCUGUAAAUCAGUUUUGUCAAACUGAGCAAAGCAGUACCGCGGCUGUGCAAGAAAGCUGUAACGAGCUGAACAAGCUGCGAGCGGACUACAAUCGGCAACUUGAGGAACAAGUGGGACUUGCGCGCAUCGACAUCAUCAAUGCUUUACAAGAGCAGAUUGAGGCUUUAAUCACUGUUGAGUCUGAGUCAGAUGAAAAUUGGCCUACGGAGUUAUUAGAGUUGCGAAAUAAAUUUACUAGUAAUACAAAGAGAGAAAUACAGGCUCUAAGAGAACGGCACGUACAAGAAAUCAAAUGCCUAAGAGAAGAGAGCAAUAAAAUUAUCAAUGGUCUUCACGAUGAAAUCAAAAUAAUCAAAGCUGAAACUCGUGAAUCUUUGCAGAGCAAUUUAAUUAAAGAAAGGGAUAUACUUCACAAAACUUGCGCAACACUCAAGGGUCUUGUCAGUCAGCUUAUAGGCUACUUUGCUGAUUGUGAAGAGGAGCUUAACAAUACUAUUAUCAGUGAAGUUCUUAAAAAGCAAUCAACGCCUCGAAUGGACAGCAGAUCAGUCUUUGAGUGUGAACAAAGUGCCGCAAAAAUCAAAAGGGUCCACUUUGCACCAAAAUCGAAUGAGAUUGCUUCUAUCGUCGGCAGUGAUACUGACCUGCAUGAUCUAAUCAAUAGUGAAAAGGAUGUCAUGAAAAUCUUGAAGAACGAGUUGGAGGCAUCCUUGCAACGACUCAGGGCUGAUAGUGCUAAGAUUUUAAACACGUCAUUCUCUGAUUCCGAAUCUUGGUCGACUGGGCUCGGUGACAGUCCAAGGGAUAAACUUAUUGAAGUCGAGAAAUUACUUGCCGCCUUCCAAGAAGAAAAUGAGCAUCUCAAAGUUAAGGUCAUUGAGUUGCAGCAGCGCGUAAUUAUGGCUGAAAAUAAAAAAGAAGUUAUCUCAGAGGGUUACGGUGAACAGGAUGAAUCGGUCCUUGAAGAAGUAGAAGAGGAUUUCUCACAGUUACAGGAUCGAGCCAAGUAUGUCGUAAUGAAUGGCUGUAACGAUACUGUGUAUCUUCUCCAACUGAUCGACGAGCUCUGUAGACACGCAGAUAAGAGCAUAGACGAUAUAAAGAGAGAAAAAGAGGACCUGCAACAUCAAGUCUCAUUAGUUCCUACUCCUACCCCAAACAUUCACAAGGUUCGCAAAGUUAAGAUCGAGGCGGCGGACAAGCAGUUGCGAUCGACGCGCAAGUUCCAGGAGGAGCAGGCAGUCGAGCGAGAGGCCGAGCGUGAAGAGGCCACCAAGCAGAUAAAGCAACUCCAGGAACGGCUGCGCGAGCUUGAGCGAGAAAAGGACCGAGACUAUCGAGAAUACUGCAUAGAUUCCGCAGAGUCUGCGCUAUCGCCUGCCUCGUCUUCCGCGGGCAGUUCUACGCUUCGACAGAUCGAUGAAUCAGAGAUCGAUGUAUCAGUGGAAACUCUUAAGAUGCAGAUGCACGAUCUGGAGACAAAGAAGUUGAAGACAGAGAGUGAGCUGGAGGCCGCGGUGGAAAAGAUUUGGGAGCUUCGCGAGGUCAUCCGCGAAUUGGAGCAACAGGUGACGGCGAGAGUUAAUCGUGAAGAUGUACUCAGUGGAAAGAUUAAGCAGCUCGAGGAGGUUGUCGUGGCCCAGACCAAGAACCAGGAAGAGCUUGUGCAGGAGCUUGAGGUCCUCAAGUCUGGCAACGACAAUAAUCAACUAAGCGAUCACAUUGGCCAUUUGCAGGAGGAAUUACGCAAGCAUCAGCUAAGCUCCGAACAGCUAACAGCCAAUUCUUCAGCUUUAAAACAACUCCGGUUAGAGAUUCGUGAGCUACAGUCUCAGCUAGACCGUAAAACUCGCGAGCUUGAAUCGAUGCAUGUGUGCGGCUCUAGCCUCAGUCUUAGUCAGCCCAGUGAGGAUGUGUCAAUCCGCGAACAGAUCGAUGCAGCCCGAUGCCCAACUCCAGACGAUCCGACCUCACCUCCAAUUUUACCGCUUGACCACGUGCUCAAGCUCAAAGAGACGUUGCUCAAGCAUUUUAGGGCCGAAGAUGUGGCGCUCAAAAGGUUAAAAGAUCUGGAUAUUCAGCUAUCUAGCCUUCAGAGGCAGAACGAAGAGCUACUUGCGGAGCAGGAAAUACUUCAGCAGACGACGUCGGAGCAGCUCUUCCAGAUCGAGACGCUGCGCGCUCGGCUGGAACAGCAAAAGCAGAACGCUCCGUUUGCCCAGCGUCAAGCGACCUCCAGGCUCGAGACGCAGCUGUACGAGAUUAACGACAGACUCGAGAUUACCGAACGCGCUCUCAAUGACAAGGAUAUAGAGCUGGCGGAAGUCAAAGAUCAGCUUGAGCGCGUUAGCCGUUUGUUAGCAGAGAAGGAAACCGAAAUCGCCAACGUCGUACAGUCGGAGAAUGACGUUCUUCAGAAGUUGAAAAAUAAGCUGGAAAUUCUGGAAGAAGAGAACCAUAUGAUGCAGGCAAAACUGAACAACCAAGAAAAAACACAGACGAAUAUGCCACAGCUGAUUGACACAAUGCUUACGGAUAAAAACAACGAAAUCGAUCAUCUCCGCGAGCAGUUAAUGCAGCGUGAGAAACAGCUUGAAGUCUACUUUUCAAUUGACGAAGCUCAGCUUCGUGAACUGCUGCGCCACAAUGAGCAUCAAAAGAAUAGCGCGCGAACCUUAAGCGACAUCCUUUCAAUUAAUUCCGAGUGUGAGGAAGUGGAGGCCAUUCGAGAAGCGCCGAAUUACACCAGACAGAACGUCUCAAAUUUCAAGAUUCCAAACUCAAUAAUACACUCAUCAGGUGCAUCCAAGAGAGAUGUUGUUGAUUUUUCACAAGGAAUAGUAGAUACACCCAAGGUGCCUAUGUUGGAACUGGACUCACACAGUCAGUGCUCCGAUGCCAUUGGUUCCAAUAACGAAAUUUCAAAGGACAUGGACAAUCUACAAAUGCAUCCUCACGAGCAAGUUUCUUUAGCUCGAGUCUCUCCGACUCCGGACACCGAUGCCGAAAAUCAAAAUGAAUCUACGGCAUCUGAAGAUCAUGAUGGGUUCGUCUGUCCUCGUCAUGGCAAGGUCAAUAAUAGUACUCGUAACGUCGAAGAAACAGUACUUAAUGAAACCAUCACCGUUCAGCGCAUCCAAGAACUCGAAGCUCAUCUUCACGAGAUCAAGGAAGAGCUAGGAGCCAAAAGUGUCGCAUUGAACCAGAGAGAUGCUGAACUUCUUGAGAUACAGAGCCAUCUCGAACAGUUGCAGGAAAAUAUUGAGUCUCUCAACGAGGAUAGAUUAUAUUACAAAUCAGAGUAUGAGAAAACGAAGGAAAGUGAGUUGAAGAUACAACGAGACCUGGAAGAAGUAGAAAACACUUUGAAAAAAAAGACUGAGGAACUCGAAGAUUUUAAGGAGAAAAUUCAGGUGAAUGAAAAAAUUCUGACUGAGGAGGCAAAACGGUGCAAGCGCAGUGAAGCAACUUUACAAGAAAAACUCAAAGAGAUCACUAACUUGAAGGAAAUCAUUUCGGAGAAAGACAUUACUAUUGAGACCCUUCAGGCACGCAAUACAGAAAUCGAUAAUGAAAAUAAGGAACUGUAUGAGUACAGACGAAAGCUUGAAUCCUACCAACAGGAAAUCACCGAAUGCCAAAAUGAGAUACAAAGGCUGAGCGAAGGAUUGAACAGCCGUGACCAAAUGAUUCGCAGGUUAGAGGAAAUGGCAAGGAGAAGUAGCUUGUCUGGAGGAUCAUCACCGAGCGAAAAAGAUCAGGAGAUUUUCCAUUUGCAAGAGUAUCUCAAGGAAAAAGACAAAGUCAUCCGACAGAUGAGUGACGAUAGCAAGAGCUUACAUCGAGCUCUUGAAACUAUUCAGAGCAAGAUGAAAGAAUCUGGUAAUGUUGUAGAACUCCGAAGAAAACUUAAAGAUGAGCGCAGGAGUAACGUUGAGUUAACAGAAGAGAUUGCCAAGUUGCGAACAGAAGUGGAAAUGUUAAGCAGUUCCAGGCGAGCCGAAGAGGAUAACGAUAUCGCAGAAAUGGUACAACGCGAGCUAAACUUGUCGGCGAGACUGGAUCAGCAGCUGCUCAAUGUCAUCGAUAGCGAACCAGAGGAUAGAAUGAAGAGAAUGAAGUGCAACGAUCUUAAGCAGGCUAAUAAAGAAAUCGAUGAACUUAAUAGGUUUAAGGAUGAUCUGGAGAUUGAGCGUGAGAUGCUGAGAUCUCAGAUUGCUGAAUAUGAAAAUAGAAUAAUGCAACUAAAGGGCGAUGCCGAAGAAGAAUCCCUGAGAAUUGCAAAAAUGGAAGAGGAACUUGCAAGAGAAAGACACUUAGUAAGGUCAUUGCAACUGCAAUUGCAAAGGGAAAAGAAUUCGGCAGAAGAAAACAAGGUUAGGGAUACCGAGUUAAUAAGCUUACUGAGGAUAAAACUAGACGAAGCAUUGGAAGUUAGAGACAGGCUUUUGAUGGAACAGAAGAGUCACGAGGUAAUGAACACCUUGAAAGAUCAAAAUAGAAAAGAUAUACCAGAUUUUGGAACCGAGUUUGUAGAUUUUGAGAAGCAAAGAUUAGAACUCGCGAAAAAACUAGAGGCAGAACAACAUAAGUACGCAGAAGCCCAAGAAAUCAUUAAGAAAUUAGAAUCCGAGAAAGAUCGUAUUCAGAAACAAUACGAACUUGCCGAAGCAGAAAUUGAGAAGCUGACGAGUAGUUUAGAUCUGGCAGAUUGUGUCAAGGAUCAAAUGAAAUCAGACUUGCGCAAAGCUAGGGAAGAGCUUAAAGCUAAGAACAAAGAAUGCGACUGGCAAAAGUCGAUCCUUAAAACCAUGAGCGAAGCUGAUAGCAAGAGAAACCAGCAAAGAACCAGUGAUCAUUCCGAGUUGAAAAACCUUAGAAGAGAACUUAAGAAUGCCCAAGAAGUCAUUAAUGACUUUGAAGCUGAUAUGAAAACCCUAAAGGAGCAACUGUCUGAAUCUGCUGAGCGCGAAGCACAAUUGAGUCGUUGCAUUGAGACUUUGACGGACAAAGAGACUGAACUCACGGAGCAGCUCAGCGCCGCUAAGGCUGAAGACAAAAAGUUAAGGGAUAUUAUAGCGGACCAGCAAAACGAACUACAAUUGUAUCUUAGAAGAGAGAUCGAACUUUCUGAAGAACUAAAAAGGGAGCGGCUGUCUCCAAAUAAAAAUAACUCACCUAGUAAAGUAUUGCAGAGAGUAAAGGAUCUUAAUUCUACAAUUGAAAGACUAUCACAAGAGAAGGUACAUUUGUAUGAGAAAAUAUCGCAUCUACGAGAGGAAAAUGAGAGAUAUCUAGAUCAAAUAAGGUUCUUAGAAACUCAGCUCUCGCUAAAGAACAAGGGUUAUUCAAAUGCUGUGAGCAGAAAUGAUACCGAAGAAAAAUUGCAACACUUCUACGGUAAGUACUUGCGUUCUGAUAGUCGCCGUAAGGCCCUGAUAUACCAGAAGCACUAUCUGGUCUGCAUAAUUGCGGGCUACCAGCUCCUAGAAGAGAAUACCUUCGCCUUCCUUGCUCAACUAACACAGACACAGCGCACAUACGCACGUCGUGGUAUGCACAGGCAUCAUGCUCGUGUCAGAUUCCGUAGUGCAGUAUUGGUGGUUAUCAGCCUUCAGCGGAUGAAAUGGCUGAUAUUACGAUGGAGAACAGGACGAAGAGUUGGUGCAAACGUCGUUUUGGGAAACAUAGAGAGACCGGCCAUUACACAACCUAUUAGACAUAGGAGCGCGGGAGCGAUGACAGGACACUCACCGCCAGUUAAAGAAAGAGCUACCACAAAAAUUUGCUUUCAGUGGAACUAGUGCAUUUUCGCACGAUCCCUACUUUCGUCGUUUGACCGACAUUCAGCAGAGUCUGCACCUGCGAGUACCUGAAUCAAGCACUGACAAUUUCAAAUCGGAUUGAAGGUGCUUCAAACUUGAAGCGUAUCAAGUCGUGGAUUCGAUUCGACUUAUAAUAAAAACUUGACUUGAAUUGCGUGUAAAUAAGUGUAUGAUACUACGAAGCAUGUUAUUAUUGAUUUUUAUCUGCGAAUGACUUGUGUAAUUUUAAAGUGAGACAAAGGCUAAGAUGAAGAGGCAUAUUAAAAGAACAUCGCUCUGCUAAAUUAUCAAACCAAAGUUUAAUUUUAGCAUAAUUUAAUAAUAAAACGUUUUGUAUCUUGUCAGUGCAAAUAAUUCUUCGUUACCAGGCUAAGCGAAGUAACAUAGUGCCUUUUUAAUACCUGUGAAUUUACAUUGUUGUGAAUGGCGUGUGUUUUUUAUUGAUAAAUAAAGUGCCCCUUUUCGAGAAAA